This is a messenger RNA of Stylonychia lemnae, 4188 nucleotides long. Lineage: Eukaryota; Ciliophora; Spirotrichea; Sporadotrichida; Oxytrichidae. The record is from the annotation of a GenBank genome assembly.
AUGUAAGAUUCAGGUUUCGAAGGUGGUGUCUACGAAGUCACCAUAGUUUCAGCAGAUUUAAGACGCUACGAUGAGUCAACUUUAAAAAUUGAACCAUUUGUGGUCGCAGAAUUCAUUGAUCAAAAGUUUUAGACUGAUGCUGUUGAAGAAGGAGGUCAAAAUCCAGUUUGGAAUCACAGUUUUCAGAUCACAGUUAACAAGGAGACAUUAAAGGAUACAUUAGCACUUGCGAUCAUGGGCAAGGACGCAACAAGCGAUGACAUAGUGGGAAAUACUGUGAUUUAACUCAAAGAGAUUUUACCAGAAGACGGAAUUUAAAAAGAAGGUCAUUAUGAAAUUCACUAUGGAGGUGAAGAUGCAGGAUCGGUUAUUAUAUAGACCAGAUAUAUUGAACCGCUGAUUUCUUAUGAUUUUGUGCCCUCUGUUUUAACUUUGAAAAUUAACGAAGGUAUAAUCUCAAGGGAGCUAGAUAACAUUGCGAAUUCAAGUUCCUAUCUUAAAAUUGAACAUAAUGGUGUAAUUCAUAGGACAAAAAUUCAUAAGAAUGGAGGAAAAAGGCCUAUUUGGGAUUAGUAGUUUGAUCUCGUUGUUCAAGAUUUGUAAGAAGAUAUUAUCCUUAGCAUUAUUGAUGAGGAGCUAGGAGAGACUAAUCCGAUAUGUGUAAGACAAUUAAAGGCUCGUCAUAUUUUCAAACCCAGUAAGAUCCAUUACGACUGGAUAGGAUUUUAAUAUGAAAGUGAAAAAGUUGGGAAAGUAAAUAUGGAAUUCACAUUCAGGGAUAUCAUCCCUAAAACUUUAGAUCUUGCAAGUGUGGGCGAGAUUUAAAUCAGAGUGAACUAUGCGAGUUUCGAUAACCAAGAUAGCUCACUUGAAAUAAUCCAGCCCAGUGUUUCUAUUGAAUAUGACGAUUAAGUUUUAAAUACAUCCGUUCCAUAAGAAAGUCCAAGUACAACCCCUCUUUGGAAUGAGGUCUUAUAAUUUAAAGUAAAUGACCUAUCUCUGGAUAUUCUAAUUAAAGUUUAAGACGAAGAUCCGAAUCAUUAGCAGUUACUCGGAUAGAACUCAGUAAAACUCUAAGAGCUUAUUUAAAAUCAUGUCGGCUUAUAUCCCCUUUUCCUCGAGGAGUAGUAAGUUGGCCUUAUCUAUCUGGAGGUAGAAUAUCUGGAGAUUGCGAGUGGUCAGGAUGAAACAAUGAAAGAGAGCAUGAAAUUAUCUGCAGUUAAAUAGUAAUCAUCUUUUAAAGACAACUAGACUGUUUAUGACUAGACUAUUCUUGUCUAGAACUAAGUUUAAGACGAUCAGAUGCUAACACUUUCUGAGCAUAAUCACAUGUCAACAGUUGUACACAAUGGCAAGCACAGCUAGAUUGAAGAAGAAUAGAGGUUGAAUCAAUCUUCAGUCAGAGCUGAUACUGUUCUGCAAAACUAUCAGUACGGAAUCGUCACUGAUGAGAGUGAUCAUCUCUUGCUCUCCUCUGGAAAUCUCGGUCAGACCUUGAUAAAUCCUUUCAGUCAGCCUAUAAUAGAGGAGUAGGAGGAUGAAACAAAGCUCUAAGAGGAAGAAGAUCUUGCAUAAAAAGAAAAUGGAGAGGAUGAGAAUAUGUAAGAAGAUGAAUAAGAGCCAGUGUAAUAACAAGAGGAAGAGGAGUAUUAGGAUCAAGCGUUUGAAGAUGCCUAGGAGGAAUAGGACUAAUAACAAGAACCAGAAAAUGAUCAACAAUAGGAAAAUGAGUACUAAGACGAAUUCCAAUAGGAGGAGCCACCCCAAGAAGAGGCUGUGGAAGAGCCUCCUUAAGAAGAAGCUGAGGAAGAGCCUCCACAAGAAGAGGCUGCGGAAGAACCUCCUCAAGAAGAAGCAGGAGAGGAGGCAGCUUAAGAAGAGCCUCUGGAAGAGGAACCUUAAGAAGAAGCUGGGGAAGAGCCACCUUAAGAAGAGGCUUUGGAAUAGUUAGCGCAAGAAGAAUAAAACGCUGCUGAUGAAGAGGAGUAUAAACAAACAGAGGAAGAGUACUAGGACUAGGUUGAUUAAGAUCACCAAUAAGUUGAAUUGAUGAGCAUGAGAAGUAUGAAGAGCAUGAAAAGCGUUUAAAGCAUCAAGCAAACUAUGAUGGGCACAAACAAAUCACUCAAGAGUCUUAAGUAAAGUGUCAAGAGUCUUGAUAAGAGCAUGAAAAGUUUGAACUAAAGCAUAAAAAGUGUAAAGAAUUCUGAGCAAAAAAAUCAAAGUAUACUCUAGAGUAUCAAGAAAUCGGCGAAGGAUAAUACAAGUUUGUACCAGAGUAUUAAAAAAUCAGAAUAUGACAUGAUGAGCAUAAAGUAAGAAGAGCUAGACCAGCCUGAGGAGUUAAGGAAUACCUUCAAGAGUCAGCUAAGUAUGUCUUAGAGAAGUGCUAUCAACAGAACAGUAAAGAGCCAACUCGAUAAACAAAGUACUUUGUAAAAGGUGAAUGAGGAUCUAGGAGAUAAUAUCUCAAGAAAUACUAAUAAUAAUCAGAUAAGAUCAACUAUUUUCAAUCAGAGCUUGAAGAGUGUCAAGAGUAUAAAGUCUAUAAAGACAAUAAAAACUAUUAAAAGUGUAAAGUCUAUUAAAUCAAUCAAGAGCGUCAAGAGUUUGAACAAUGGUCAAGCAGAAGAGGGUCAUGCUGAAGUUGCUACCUCAGUCCACGAUGCUGAAAAGCAAUCAAAUCUUGAAGAUCUAAAUGAAAGAGCCAAUGAAGAGGAUGAGAACUAAUUGUAGGAGUAAUAAGAUGCAGAACAAUAACAGCAAGAAUAGGAGGAGUAGCAAUUGCAACAGGAGCCAGAGUAGCAAGAAUAAGAACAAGAGUAGCAGGAAUAGGAGCCAGAGCAAGAAUAGCAAUAAGAAGAGCCUGAAUAAGAGUAGGAACAGCCAUAGCUAGAUGAAGGAUAAGAGGAACAAUAAAAUGAGGAGGGUCCAAAUGAGUAAUAAGAAGAAUAAUAAGAGAAGGAGGAAGAUUAGCAAGAGCAGCAACACUAGGAAGAAUAGCAAUAGGAAGAGGACUAGCAAGCUGAAGCUGAAAAUCAAUCGCAGCAUGAGAGUGAUGUCAAGUUCAAUGAAUUGAAUCUUCAUUAAUAGAAAUCAAUCGUUCGUAAAGACUCAAAGCUGUCUUCUAUAAAGUUAGAUGAUAACGAGCAAGAGUAAGCUGCAUAAGAGCAUUAUGAAGAUUAGUAGCAAGCAUUCAGAGAGAGUAAAUCAUAGUCAGAGCUCAAUCGAAUUCUUGCAGAGAGAGAAAAUGAGGAGAAGCUCAAUUAGAGCAUCAAUAAUAAUAGAUUCCCACCACUACAGCAGGAAAUUCCCUUCUAAUACAAAACUAUAGAUGUUGAUAAGAAGAUCGACUUUUAUGGAAAGAAAAACUCUCUCGGUGCCACCACUUCUCUAAACAGCACUUAAAACACCUUUAAAAACACUUUAAAGGUUAUUAAGCGAGAUUAGUCAGCCUAAUAGCUUACAGAACUGCCACCAGUGCAUGCUAUGAUGUUUAACAAGCAAAAGAAUGACUUGAAAAUGAUCAGGAAUAUGUCCCAAAAAAAGUUCCUCAAGCCUCUCAAGAAGUCACAGUAGAAAUGGGAUGAAACUUUCACUACUGUUUCUCUUAACAACAAAGUAGGAGCACAUCCUUACUAUAGAGUAUUCUUUGACAAGCCAAGCAAGAAAACCCCAGAUACUAUAUUCAGAGAUCAUCCUAAUUCUAGAAGCAGAUCCCCUUAGUACAAUGAAAGACUAUUCGAUACUUAGACUAGUUUCAACAAGGCCAAGAAGACCUAUGCCAAUUGGGAUGAGUACUUCCACUAAAUGCAGAGCAAGGACAACAUUAAGAUCCACAAGCACUUCAAAGAAUUCUUUGACAAGCCAGUUAACUACAGUCCUAAACAUCAACCAUUCAAGGCACCACAGCCGAUGGAAAAUUAUCAACCUCUGUCAAAGAGAAAUUCUUAAAACAACACUCCUACAAGAGUGUCAACUGAGAGGAGGAGUCAUGAGAGGAUCAAGAAGAUCGAUACAAACAGAUACCUUAGCAAUAGAUCUCAGAAUUCUGGAGUCAUGAGAAGCGCUGUCAGCAAGGACAGAGGCGUUGGUGGUAAGACCAUGAGAUAUGAAGAAAGAGAGAACAGAAUUUCCAAGAAGUACGGCAGAAAUGCUGUUGAAUCAAGAGGAAAUUUAUUCUAAUGA